AUGUACGUACCAACUAUUCCUGCACAUCUUCGAACUCGUCUGGUGUCACAUGGACAAAGGGUCUGUCAACUUUAUAAAGCGGUACUCUAUGAUGUAAAGGCGAAACACUCUUCAGUGCUCAAAUAUCGAUAUUAUGCUGUCUUAGCACGAGCACGUUUCGAGGAAAACAGAAAUGUCAAAGAUCCCAUGCUAGCUAGAAAACUGUUGGAAGAUGGAUGGGAGGAACUAAAGUUGACGGCAACGCCAUGGACUUUUACCUAUCCAAACUCACCGUUGGGUGCGGCUUAUGGUAGGGAGACUUAUUUUAAUGACUGUUCAUAUGAUGCGUGGCAUCCACUUGAAAAACAACAAUAUCCUGACUUCUUUGCAAAACGGGAAAAAAAUAAAGAGGAAUUUAUGAAGGAUUGGGUAAAACGUUAUGGUCCUAUUGAAGAGUAG
Molecule: messenger RNA, 438 nt
Organism: Heterobilharzia americana
Lineage: Eukaryota; Metazoa; Platyhelminthes; Trematoda; Strigeidida; Schistosomatidae
Source: the annotation of a GenBank genome assembly